AUGUUGUAUGAUCAACAAUUACAACAGGAAGGAGAAUUCGGUGCACUGGCAAGAUUCUUUGAAACCAAGGAAGUUGACGGAUUUGAGCGUUUCAAUCCAGUCAUUGACGAAAGCUGUAUCUUGAAUCACGUCUUUGCAACUGAAGAUGGUGGGAUCAUUGUAAACAGCUUGAGAGAACCAAUUGUACAAGAUGGUGCUAGUUGUAGAAUCAGCAGGACUAUAACCAGUUACCAAUUUAUCGAAGAUGCCAGAGAAAUUGAAUGGACCAUGUUGUGGUGGUUGAAGUUGAAGAAGUUUUUAAGAGGAAGAAUUGAAGAUUUGAAAUUAGGAACGAAGAUUCGUGAGAACUUGUGUAGUCCCAAUGAAGUAUUAACAUCAAAAGUAAAUGUGUUUAUGAGUUAUAAUUAUGCUUAUAAUAAUCCACUGAUGUAUCCCAUAUUAUGGUGAUAUCAUCAUAUGAAAUAUAAUCACUAUCACGCAUGCUAAACCUGUGUGUUAAAUAAUAAAGUAAUCGGUAGACACCUUU
Phycomyces blakesleeanus NRRL 1555(-) is the source of this 526-nucleotide messenger RNA. RefSeq lists its product as hypothetical. The record is from RefSeq and is a predicted model, not a curated record. The coding region runs from base 1 to 447 and encodes 148 amino acids. The transcript is spliced from 4 exons. Lineage: Eukaryota; Fungi; Mucoromycota; Mucoromycetes; Mucorales; Phycomycetaceae.